Tauraco erythrolophus (red-crested turaco) is the source of this 1862-nucleotide messenger RNA. NCBI's taxonomy places the organism in Eukaryota, Metazoa, Chordata, Aves, Musophagiformes, Musophagidae. The record is from RefSeq and is a predicted model, not a curated record.
AUGGCUGCCCCUGCCCUUAGUACCUACACCCCAGAAGAGAUGGUACAACAGAUGAAAGAACUAAUCACUGAGAACAAUGAGUUAAAAGAAGCCAUGAAGUUGCGUAACCAAGCUAUGAAGGAUCGAUACGAGGAACUUUCUAUCUGGCGAGAGAAGCAGAAAGAAGAAAGAGAAUUUUAUGAGUUAAAGUUUAAGGAAGCUAAGCAGUGCUUGCUAGCCAAGUGCAUUGAAAAUGAACAGCUACAGCAACAACUUCAGAGAUUAAAGGGAAGAGAAGAAGGAGUUGAAAUGGAGGGCUGCAUGACUCCCGAGAAGGAGGCGAGGCAGCUGAAAUCCCAGGUGCAGCGGCUCCAGAUUGAGAAAGCAGAUCUACUAGCCAUCAUUUCAGAACUGCAGGUCAAGCUGAACAUAUCUUCAGCCGAGGAUUCCUUUGUGGAGGUUCGGAUGAACGAAGGAGAAAUAAAUAGGACUGCAAAGGAACAUGAAGAGAACAGUGAUGAAAUGACCAGCAACGUUGCUGCUUAUAUGAGUAAAGCUGCAGAUGAAUCGAAGAAUUUGGAGUCUGAGGAGCUAACUGUGAGCCAUCUGCUCUGCUGCCUUAGAAGUGAAACUCAGAAGAGGGAAAAACUUGAGAAGGAGCUGCAGGAUCACAAAGAGAGACUGUCAAAGCUGGAGAAACAAAACAGCAACUACCUGGAGAGUGGGGCACAAACCGAACAAGAAGAGGAGGAUCGUAGUGAGAUCCUUGUUACCAGUGAAGUAGAAACCCUGAAUAAGCAAGUUUGUGCUCUGUUUAGAGAGCUUCAGGAAACCCAUGAGAAGUUAAAAGAAGCAGAAUUGAUUCAGAAGAAGCUUCAAGAAAAGUGCCAAGUACUGGAAAGAAAAAGCUCAGCUGCUGCCUCAGAACUGGAGGAGAAGCAGCAGCUAACAUACACCAUCAAGAAGCUGGAACUUCAGGUGGAGAGCAUGCAGGCAGAGGUCAGGCUGGAACAAGCCAAGACACAUGAAGAAAAGGCAAGAUUUAGUAGCUUGCAGGAUGCAUACAGCAAACUUCUUCCUGAACUCACUGAGGCAAUGAAAACAAUCAGUGAAAUGAAACUCAAAGAGCUGAACAGAGUGGAUAAAGCUGUGGUGGAGCAACUGAAUGCAAAGGUGGAGUUGGCAGAACAAGCCCUUGCUGCAAAGCAGCUCCAGAUAGAUGAAAUGAAGCAAAUAAUUGCUAAGCAAGAGGAGGAUCUUGAAACCAUGGCUGUGCUCCGCACUCAGAUGGAGGUUUAUUGUUCUGAUUUCCACGCUGAGAGGGCAGCAAGAGAGAAGAUCCAUGAGGAGAAGGAGCAGUUGGCUGUCCAGCUGGCAUACCUGCUAAAAGAGCAGCAAAAUCUCGAAGAUCUGGGCCGAAACUCUUUGGCGGAGAUGCAGAAUCGCCACGGAGCCAGGGCACCAGAUCGGGAACACUCACCUCGCCUAGUCCAAAGAGGAACUGGUGGUCAAGCCUGGCCAGAGCAGCGGAAUAUCUCAGUAUAUUCAUGUCCCAAAUGUGAAGAAAUUCUACCUGAUUUGGACACUCUGCAGAUUCAUGUUAUGGACUGCAUUAAUUGAGUGAUGCCCUCCAAUUCUUCAUCUUCUGGAAUUUCACUUGCUAAACACUUUUUUUUUUCCUUCCCGCUUGAAUAAUGCUCAACUCUACAUCCCUUAAAGGAGGUUUUCAGGGUUUUUCUCAUUAAUUCAAUGAGAAAAGGGUAAAACUCGUACCCUGCCCUGUACUCACUAAUUGUGUUUUAAUCUGCUUUAGGAAAAUAAUUUUUAUAGUUUAACAACAUGGAUGUGUUAAAGAACUUCCAGUGUGUCUGCUGCUAGGAAAU